Annulohypoxylon maeteangense is the source of this 1536-nucleotide messenger RNA. RefSeq lists its product as uncharacterized. The record is from RefSeq and is a predicted model, not a curated record. Lineage: Eukaryota; Fungi; Ascomycota; Sordariomycetes; Xylariales; Hypoxylaceae. Gene Ontology annotation, cellular component: mitochondrion. Bases 336 to 1229 code for a protein of 297 amino acids. The transcript has 2 exons.
ACAAUAAGCUGAACUAUCAAGUUGCGCUAAUACGCCCAUUACAGAUAUUAGAUAUCUCUUUGUAACACCCCUUACGCGUAGGGGGGAGCGAAUUAAAGGACUUAGUUAAGCCAUCAAUCUAUAAGUUUAUUAGUUGCCGGCACAUACCUGAUUAUCUUGAUACGCACAGAUGCGAGGUCCCGAUGUCUCCAUCAACUUAUUCCUCUUACUUUUCCUUUUCGUGAAUCCUUGCCGGGGAAGAUCUUUUGAGUGAUUCGUGGGGAGACAUCGAAGUGUUGGGGUAGCUGCGGUAUUUAAUAGAUAAAGUCGGUCCUACCGUCGAGAAGCAGCUAGCCAUGCCAGCAUCGUCAACGUCCCUCAUCCCGACUCCUAGAAAAAGCGCCAUCGACAUGCCAUCACCGAAGCUCCACCAGCACCAGCAGCAACGGAACACGAAGAACCUGGGACUUCGGCUGGGCGCAGACUUGAUGAGCGCUUCCUGUGCCGCGUCGAUGGUCGCACCUCUAAUAGCCGUGAUUGAUAGAUCGAUAAUGGAAAACGCGUCCGGCCGAAGCACCGUCUCCAACAGCCUCAAAUCCUCCUUCCGAACGCUUCUCCUACGCCCCCACGCUCUAAUCUUCUCGAAGCCCGUCGCCCUGAUCUUCAUGGUAUACGGGGGCACCUACCUAACCGCGAACACGCUUGACACAGCGACAUCCACAGCCCGCAACCAGCCCGCGACCCACGUAACAACAGGAACUCCCAAAUUCGCCGCCUCGAGCGCCGCCAACGUCGGGCUCUGUGUGUACAAGGACCAGUUCUUCGUCAAAUUAUUCGGUCCCAGUGGACCUCCACGCCCAGUCCCGCUGCCAAGCUACCUCCUCUUCACAAUGCGCGACUGCCUGACCAUCUUCGCCUCGUUCAACGUGCCGCCGCUGCUCGGGCCAAUACUGACGGAGCGCAUGAAGCCCGCGUGGCAGAAGACGGUAAGCGGGACUACGGUCGCACAGUUCGCCGCACCGGCCGCGGUGCAGAUUCUCUCGACACCGGUACAUCUACUCGGGUUGGAUAUGUUCAACCGGCCAGCGACGGGGGGUCGCGGGGUUCCUUGGGGCGAUCGAUGGACGCAGGUCUGGAAGAACUGGGCGGUGAGCACGGCGGCGAGGAUAUGUAGGAUAGUCCCGGCGUUUGGGCUUGGUGGGACAGUUAAUACGAAGGUGCGGAGGAAUUUAAUGGAGAGUUUGGUUUGAAAAGAAGAUGUUGGUGGCUUGUUUGAUGAUAUAUGGUACAAGGUAACACCCGGUACGAAGUGGGUUUGGGACGGCGUUUCACGGAUACUGGUUAUACUGGGCGGAUAUCGAAAAGAUAUGGGAUAGGUACGGCAUGGAUAUGGUAUAUGUUGGUUUCUAAAAUGGAAAAAAAAUAUUGGUUGGCUAUAUUAGAUGGGUUGGGAUAUAUAAGAGCAAAGCAAUAAGCUCUAGGGUGGUUUACUUGGGUAUUGGCAGAAUUUGACGAUAUGAUGACACACUAUAUAAUAGAAUUUCAGGCAAGCAGGAA